Molecule: messenger RNA, 3343 nt
Organism: Labrus mixtus (cuckoo wrasse)
Lineage: Eukaryota; Metazoa; Chordata; Actinopteri; Labriformes; Labridae
Product: T-box transcription factor TBX5-like
Exons: 9
Coding region: 83-1762 (559 amino acids)
Biological process (GO): positive regulation of DNA-templated transcription; cell fate specification; cardiac left ventricle formation
Cellular component (GO): nucleus
Molecular function (GO): DNA-binding transcription factor activity, RNA polymerase II-specific; RNA polymerase II cis-regulatory region sequence-specific DNA binding
Source: RefSeq, a predicted model, not a curated record
CAGGAGGUCUGGGACCCCCGUCACCACUUCCUCCAGACGGAGAACAGAGGAUCCAGUCAGCUUAAGCCAGGAUGGGACAAUAAUGAGCCAGCAAGCCUUCACCAAUACCAGCUUCACCGCCACCAGCACCACCAGCACCACCAGCACCACCAGCAGCUCAUAUCAGUGGGACAUGGCAAACGGAGAAGACCAGUUCGGCCUUGCAGAUAGUCCGGAGUCGGACUGCAUGGAUUCCCCAAAAGACACCGAAAAGGAGAAACCGAGCUACACCCUGAACGCACCAUCUUCACCGCAGACAGCCUCUAGCCAGCAGGGGAUGGAGGGAAUCAAAGUUUUCCUUCAUGACAGAGAACUUUGGACAAAGUUUGAUGAAGUGGGGACUGAAAUGAUCAUCACUAAGGCUGGGAGGAGGAUGUUCCCCAGUUACAAAGUGAAGGUCACAGGACUCAACCCAAAAACCAAGUACAUCCUCCUAAUGGACAUCGUGCCCGCAGAUGACCAUCGCUACAAGUUCGCAGACAACAAAUGGUCGGUGACGGGAAAGGCGGAGCCCGCGAUGCCCGGGAGGCUCUACGUUCACCCGGACUCUCCUGCCACCGGAUCUCACUGGAGCCGCCAGCUCGUCUCUUUUCAGAAGCUCAAACUCACCAACAACCACCUGGACCCCUUUGGACACAUAAUACUGAACUCCAUGCACAAAUACCAGCCCCGACUCCACAUAGUAAAGGCGGACGAGAACAACGGCUUCGGCUCCAAAAACACUGCUUUCUGCACCCACGUAUUCUCGGAGACCGCCUUCAUUGCUGUGACGUCCUACCAGAACCACAAGAUUACACAGUUGAAGAUUGAGAAUAAUCCCUUUGCGAAAGGAUUCAGAGGCAGCGACGACAACGAGCUGCACCGCAUGGCCAAGCUACAAGGUAAAGACUACCCCGUGAUCCCUCGCAGUACAGUCCGUCAGAGAGGCUGCUCCACCGGGAGUCCCUACAGUGGGGAGGGUCGGGGUCUGCGGGGAUCCCCCGAAGCUGUCAGCUCCCCCUACAGCUGUGAGAAUGGCUUGAACAGCAGCAGCCCCCAGGAGCUGCUGAACGCUCCCCCUGCACACUACAUUCUCCCUCACCUGAACCUGCAGCACGGCCAACAGUCACAGGUUUUCCACUGCACCAAGAGAGGAAAAGUGGAGAACUGCUCUUCAGGAAACCGCCAUCACCCAUACAAGAAACCCUUCACUGGUAGCUCACCAAGCGAGGGCGAGUCCUACUUUCGCCCCUCCUCCUACCAUCCCCCUCCACCCGGCCUCUCCAACACCCCUGCCCUGGGCCUCACUGACUCCCCCUACACCUCAGACAUGGGACAGCGUCAGGCGUGCAUGUAUGCCGGCUCAGAGCCCAGACUGGAUGAACUAAACUGUACAUCCUGGUCUUACACCUGCCCGCUCCCUUCUGCAAUGACCCCUGUGGACCCCUACCCACCUUACACCUCCCACCCCCCCUACAGCUCAAGUCCUCAGGGUUCUCGACUCAGCGCAAUAGCCCACCAGAGCUCAUCUCCUCUGGGUGAACACAUGGCCCACGACCCCUAUCAGAGCCAGAGCUGCGGACCUCAGCCUCAGAGCUCCCAGAGUGUUCACAGCAGGCAGCUCAGCCCUCCUCUCAGAGAGUACCCUCGCUACACGGCCAACCUGUCCCCUCCUCUUUACCACACGCUAGAGACACACACACACAUCCGGUGCGGGGUGCCAGAAUGGAGCGCAGCCUCGUAAGUGAACCAGAGGACAUAUUUAAGACUCUUAAGUGGACAGAGAUCCCUUGUUUCAUAUAAAAUGACCCCCCUGAAAGACUCUGUACAGCAUUCUGACUAAAUGUGAUAUUAUCUCUGUGAAAAAAUAAUUGUUAAAAAGUGUUGCUGUGUGAAGAGCUUUUUAUCUGUUAGUCCCCCCAGCGCUAAAUGGAGAGGUGGAUUUAAAAGACUCAACUUGGACAUCAAUGACGCUUCCAAUGCAGGACAAUCAAGGUUGUAAAACACAUCUCUCAGAAACCCAAAGACUGGUAUCAUUCUCAUAUUUGCACUGUGCAUCCUGUUAAGGCCGAGCUGUUCUCCUCUCAUUGACUCCAACUCUCUACAUUAUGAAGGAUGUUGAUUGUGACCCACUGUCAGACAGGCAGUUACAUUUACUGACCAAAAUUAUCUCAGCUCUCACAGCUGAGCCAGAGGGAGACAUUCUUUCAGCUGCGUGCUCAGUGUCAGUGAAGGAGAAAAGGCACGAGUUGUGUGUGUGUGCGUGUGUGUGUGUGUGUGUGUGUGUGUGUGUGUGUGUGUGUGUGCGUGUGCGUGCUUAUAUGUAAAGCCUAUGUCAGCUCCGCUCAAAGAUGCUAUGAUUUAAUUUCCAAUGAGACAGGCAGCAGCGGCCUCAGGCGCUGCGCCAUAGAGAUAAACAGUUUGUUUAGACGACGCUACAGGCUGAUAGACCUGUAAACACUCUUUGCACUGCAUUCUGGGUAAAUGCACUACUCAGCGUCAUGCAGCUGUCACCGCUGUCCUCUUAGUCACCCCCAGCCGGCCUAUCAGCAUUCUCCGUUUACAGAGAGCCACCCAAUGAGCAGGCGGCUCUCUUUUAUCCCCAGCUGACCAGUCAUAGCUGUAGUGCAGCGUGUUUUAUUGUGUGCGUGUGUUGGCCCAUUUUUGUUUGUUUCUGAAUUAUUCAUGAGUCCAGUGUUGAUCCUUGACAUGCGAGGAUUGCUCAGCAAACACACAGAGUCACAGGACUGGAAAUGUGAUAAUAUUGAUGCACCAACUCUUAAUAAUAUUCAUUUCAGCCUCUGUUUUUAUGCAAAAGUUUCCUACCACAUCAAUACAACUGCUUUGACAAGACUGAGUUAGAUACAUUUUCCUGUAGAUAAGAAGGGGAAACAUUUGUGGCACUUCCUGAUGAGCGGACGCAAGAAGAGAUUUUUGUUUAUUUGAUGUAAUGACGCAGUUUUUAUAUAUCUGUGCUGGUGUUUUACAUGAAGUAACAUGACAAACCAUCAGUAUUACGAGGGCAGAUCCUCAUCAUUCCUUUAUCUGUCUAUGAUUUAUGUGUGUCUGUGAGUAUGUGUGUAUAUUACAAUGAGAUUUUUUAUAGCCAUGUUCCUUCCCAUAGUAUUUAUUACUCUAGAUUUGUAAAGAUUACUUUGUUGUCGAUGCCAUUGUUCAGAGAUUUGUGUCUCUUCAAAGGUUUGUUUCUGGUUUACCCUCCAUCUCCACAUGGUGAUGAAUAGUUGAUACAUUAUCUGUUCUAUGGAAAUAAAGACAGAUUUAUAUAUAAAAAAUGAAAUAAAUACAUUUUUGAGAAUUUUGUCAA